AUGUACCACACCGUCCUUACCAAUUCCUUUAUUGUCACACAACACCUAACUCCACUCACUACUAGAUUUUUCUUCCAUGCUUAUUCUAUUGUCUAUGAUGUAAAUGGCACUCCGAUGACUCUCUCCCUAGGACACACAACAAGAACCUCCUCCAACGUUCCACCUUUAACAUUGUUCCUGCGACACUAUACACAUUCACCACUGCCACAUCAACAUGGCCCGUGCUGCGUCUUCUCCGCCACCAAGCUUCGCUGUUUCCAUUGGAGACGACCACCGCAAAGAAGAGGAGAGCAAGUGCGCUUACCUUGUGGUAGCUCUCUGCCCUUGUCUCGUUUGCUUCGUGCUUCUCUUAAUUGCACUUUCCAUCAUUCUCGUUGUCAAAUUCCAUUUCUUUUGCCACACUCCUCUCCAUUCCUUGCUCUACAAAAAAAAUUGCUGAUUCCCCAUCUGGGCUCUUUUUCCGCCUUACCGUUUUCCCCAUUUCAUGAAAAAUUUCCGUAUUUGAACAAUCCUAGGACAUUUGCUAGUGAUGCUGAUUCUGGGGUUGAGGAAGAUUGUGAUGGUAGAGGUGUUAGGGGUGAAUCAUGUGCAGAUCUUGAUGAGGUUGUUAGGGUAUGCAAGGUGAUUGAUGAAUUGUUUGCGUUAGAUAGGAACAUGGAGGCGGUUCUUGAUGAAUGUGGGGUUCAAUUGUCGCAUGAUUUGGUCGUGAAGGUGCUGCAAAGGUUUAAGCAUGCUAGGAAACCGGCUUUUCGGUUCUUUUGUUGGGCUGGGAAGAGGGCUGGGUUUGCUCAUGAUUCUAGAACUUAUAAUUGCAUGAUGAGUGUUCUGGGGAGGACUAGACAAUUUGAGACCAUGGUGGCAUUGCUUGAGGAAAUGGGUGAGAAGGGUCUUUUGACAAUGGAGACUUUCUCCAUUGCUAUCAAAGCCUUUGCUGAAGCAAAGCAAAGGAAGAAGGCUGUAGGGAUCUUUGAUCUGAUGAAGAAGCAUGGGUUUAAAGUGGGCGUGGAUGUGAUUAAUUUCUUGCUUGAAAGUCUUGGCGUUGCUAAACUUGGUAAAGAAGCACAAGCCGUUUUUGAGAAAUUGAGAGAUAGAUUUACGCCCAAUUUGCAAACUUACACCAUACUUCUUAGUGGUUGGUGCAGGUUGAAAAACUUGUUGGAAGCAGGGAGGGUGUGGAAUGAGAUGAUUGAUGGUGGAUUUCAGCCGGAUAUUGUUGCACACAAUGUUAUGCUUGAAGGGUUGUUGAAGUGUAAGAAGAAGUCCGAUGCAAUCAAGUUGUUUGAAAUCAUGAAGGCCAAAGGUCCUUCACCCAAUGUUCGGAGUUAUACAAUUAUUAUACAAGACUUCUGCAAACAAAAGAUGACGGGAGAAGCUAUAGAAUAUUUUGAUGAAAUGGUAGAUCGAGGGUGUCAACCAGAUGUUGCACUUUACACGUGCUUGAUCACUGGGUUUGGGAGGCAGAAAAAAAUGGAUAUGGUAUACAAUCUACUGAAGGAAAUGAGGGAAAGAGGUUGUUCACCUGAUGGGAGGACAUACAAUGCUUUGAUAAAAUUGAUGACUAGCCAGCAUAUGCCAGAUGAUGCAGUAAGAAUAUACAAGAAAAUGAUUCAAAGUGGCAUCGAACCAACUAUUCACACUUACAAUAUGAUAAUGAAAUCCUAUUUUGUGACAAAAAACUAUGAAAUGGGUCACGCAAUUUGGGAUGAAAUGCAACAGAAGGGGUGCUGUCCUGAUGAUAAUUCCUACACUGUAUUGAUUGGUGGGCUUAUAAGACAGGACAGGUCUGGUGAUGCAUGUAAAUAUUUAGAGGCAAUGUUAGAAAAGGGGAUGAAAGCUCCUCAGCUUGAUUAUAACAAGUUUGCUUCUGAUAUUUCUAAAACUGGGAAUACUGUCAUCCUUGAGGAGUUAGCUAGAAAGAUGAAUUUUGUUGGUAAGUUUGAAGUGUCUAAUGUAUUGGCUAGCUGGGUUGACAUGAUGAAGAAAAGCGCGAAGCGAAGAGAGCCUACAAAUUCUGCAAGUCAGUUUACAUGA
Sphenostylis stenocarpa is the source of this 2031-nucleotide messenger RNA. Lineage: Eukaryota; Viridiplantae; Streptophyta; Magnoliopsida; Fabales; Fabaceae. The record is from the annotation of a GenBank genome assembly.